This is a messenger RNA of Rhea pennata, 1883 nucleotides long. RefSeq names its product prohibitin 1 (gene PHB1). The transcript is spliced from 7 exons. The record is from RefSeq and is a predicted model, not a curated record. Bases 126 to 944 code for a protein of 272 amino acids. Gene Ontology annotation, cellular component: membrane; mitochondrion. Lineage: Eukaryota; Metazoa; Chordata; Aves; Rheiformes; Rheidae. Gene Ontology annotation, biological process: mitochondrion organization.
CAGGCGGCCGCGGCUUCAUGUGGAGGUCAGGGGCGCUGUGGGAGGGGAGCGAGCCAGGCCGGGCCGGGCCGGACCGGGCCGGGCGUGGAAGGAUCCGCUAAAGGGGCUAGAACUGGACGUGAGAAAUGGCCGCGAAGGUGUUUGAAGGCAUUGGGAAGUUUGGCUUGGGGUUAGCUAUCGCAGGUGGAGUUGUCAACUCUGCUCUUUACAAUGUUGAUGCCGGCCACAGAGCUGUUAUCUUUGACCGAUUCCGCGGAGUCCAGGAUACGGUGGUGGGAGAAGGUACCCACUUCCUCAUCCCCUGGGUACAGAAACCGAUCAUUUUUGAUUGUCGGUCUCGCCCACGUAACAUUCCUGUCAUCACUGGCAGCAAAGAUCUACAGAAUGUGAACAUCACGUUGCGUAUCUUGUUUAGACCAGUGACUGCUCAGUUACCCCGCAUUUUCACAAGUAUUGGAGAAGACUAUGAUGAGCGUGUCCUGCCUUCAAUCACAACUGAAAUCCUGAAGUCUGUUGUGGCUCGCUUUGAUGCUGGAGAAUUGAUCACCCAGAGAGAGCUGGUCUCAAGGCAAGUGAGUGAAGACCUCACAGAGAGAGCAGCAACCUUCGGCCUCAUUCUAGAUGAUGUGUCCUUGACCCAUCUGACUUUUGGCAAGGAGUUCACAGAGGCAGUUGAAAUGAAGCAAGUGGCCCAGCAAGAAGCGGAGAGAGCCAGAUUCAUCGUGGAAAAGGCUGAGCAGCAGAAGAAAGCAGCUGUCAUCUCUGCUGAAGGAGACUCAAAAGCAGCUGAGCUGAUUGCCAACUCACUGGCCACUGCAGGCGAUGGCUUGAUUGAGCUGCGCAAACUGGAGGCAGCUGAAGACAUCGCUUACCAGCUCUCGCGGUCCCGCAAUGUUACCUACCUGCCCUCCGGACAGUCUGUGCUCCUCCAGCUGCCACAGUGAACGUGGCUCUGUAGCCGUACCUAACCUGAUCACUUCUACCUACCAGAUCAGCCCUUUCCAAAAGAAUCAUUGCAAUUUCCUGAUUGGGUAAAAGAGAGGAAAUUAAAAUUCAACCCCUUUUUGAGUUCUUAAUCAAAUAAAACUGAACACUCUUGAAAACAAACCUGCAUUCCUCCCAUGUAUGGUCAGAGCAGUGGCUCCAGUGACCAUUAAUUAAGAUAGGUAUGAGAAUUACCCCUUUCCAGGCAGUUUGAGCAGCAGGAACAGAGCUGGGGAGUGUUUUCAAUCUCUGUGAGUUCUGGGAAGAACAUGUACCCCAGAAGACUUCCUGACCACAAGAGUGCCAAAACAGUCAGGUUUCACAGUGAUGCAUCAGUGCCUUUCAGCUGUUUGAGCCAGGGUCAUUACAGACUUGCAUGUCCUAGACUAUGGAACAGGGAUGCUCGGGUUCUUUCCUCCUCAGUCAAGCCAGUGUUUUUCCAGGUGUCAGCUAAGAGUAAGAGGACAUGUCAGUUAGGUUAGUGGUUCUGCUGUGCCUGUGUGAACCAUGUCUGAGUGGAUUGUGGCUGAGGGGUGAGAAUAGCAGAGAUCCACCUUAAGCACUGAUGGAGAAGGUACUUUCUCUGCAGGAAAUACUUCUCAAUCCCAUGCUAGAAGUAGGCCAUCUCUACUUCUUUCCCUUUGCUGCACAAUGUUUUGAUUGCUAUCGCUUGUCCUGUUGUGCAGCACUGGUUCUUUCAUCAAGGUUGGUAAAUGUGGCAUUCCAAGUGGUGCCUCGGACAAAGAGGGGCUGACUCACUGCUCCAUGGCUCAAGCAGUCUGAGGUGGGCAGAAUUCUCUGUUACAUCAGUGCCCUUUUUAUUUAGGGAGUCUGAAUUGCGAGGAGGAUGUGAUGGGUGAGAUUGUAUAACUAGCUUUCAAUAAAUGCCAUCGUCCCAA